AUGGAUUGGGUCAAAUGCAACACUGAUGCGGCUCUUUCUAAUGCAAAUAAUAGCUAUGGCAUUGGCUGGGUGCUUCGUGACCAUACAGGUAACAUGUUGUGGAUGGGGGCCAGAAAAAUCCCGGUAACCCGAACUGUUCUGGAGGCGGAAGUUGAAGCUAUGAGAUGGGCUAUGCUUGUGCUAUCAAACUUUAAUUAUAAAAGGAUCAUCUUCGAAUCUGACUCCAAAACUCUAGUGGAUUCCUUUUCGGAGAAGGAUCAAUGGCCAUCCCUUCAGCCGGUGAUACAAGACAUUCACAAUCUUCUUGGCAACUUCAAUGACCACAAGCUCGCGUUUUACCCAAGGGAAGGAAACGAUGUUGCAGAUAGAAUAGCAAAGGAGACUCUUUCGUUUACGAAUUAUGUCCCUAAGUUGUAUUCUUCUCUGCCUAAUUGGAUCAAACCGUUUGUUGAGGUUGAUCAUCUAUGA
This is a messenger RNA of Eutrema salsugineum, 468 nucleotides long. RefSeq lists its product as uncharacterized. Lineage: Eukaryota; Viridiplantae; Streptophyta; Magnoliopsida; Brassicales; Brassicaceae. The transcript has a single exon. The record is from RefSeq and is a predicted model, not a curated record. Bases 1 to 468 code for a protein of 155 amino acids. Gene Ontology annotation, molecular function: nucleic acid binding; RNA-DNA hybrid ribonuclease activity.